UCGCCGCUCUAAGAUUGAGGAACUUACACCUUAUCCAGACGAUGGCCGUCCUAUAAUCAAGCAUGGAGACUUGAAUGCGUGGAAUGUUAUUGUAUGCGACAAAGGACUGUCUGGCUAGCUCCCGCUCCUUCUGCUAUCCAACACCCACUCUUCCUUGCAGACAUUCCUGGAUGGCGAAAUGAUCAUGUUCCCGAGGGUAUGACGUUUGAAGAAGAUCGAGCGUACCUAGAAUAUGCAAUCAGCAGGUUAGAUGCACGUCUUGGAAGCCCACAGCGAAUUCACGACCUCCUUCGCACCUCUUUUGAGCGGCAAUUCCUAGAAUUAUCCCUUCAUAACCAGCGGAUCAACGAGCAGUAUGUCAAGAGGAGGUUCGAUCCUAGAGGGUGCACGGAGUAGGAAGUUAGCACUUGAUCAGUUGGAUGAUUUUCUUUUAGCUCAUGAAUCAAUGCAGGCUCUCCCUGCUGUAGUAGAGCUGCG
This is a messenger RNA of Sodiomyces alkalinus F11, 477 nucleotides long. RefSeq lists its product as hypothetical. Lineage: Eukaryota; Fungi; Ascomycota; Sordariomycetes; Glomerellales; Plectosphaerellaceae. Bases 94 to 396 code for a protein of 100 amino acids. The record is from RefSeq and is a predicted model, not a curated record. The transcript has 2 exons.